Hyaloscypha bicolor E is the source of this 284-nucleotide messenger RNA. RefSeq lists its product as uncharacterized. The record is from RefSeq and is a predicted model, not a curated record. Lineage: Eukaryota; Fungi; Ascomycota; Leotiomycetes; Helotiales; Hyaloscyphaceae. The transcript has a single exon. Bases 70 to 222 code for a protein of 50 amino acids.
CUGCUCUACAGUGGUAAGUAGCCCGUAUAUAUAGCCCUGAACCCCCUAAAUCACAUGCACUAAACCCGUAUGCAAGCUGAACCGAUUCUAGCUAUACAGGGUAUUCCAGCUGUACAGGGUAUUCCAGCUGGACAGGGUAUUCCAGCUGGACAGGGUAUUCCAGCUGGACAGGGUAUUAAGCUAGUGCACAGCCCCAUGGCGUUCGGUUCCAGGGCUUACUAAGCCUAUUAGGGGCCUCAGGCCCCUAAUUUCAACGAACAGACAACCAAAGGCGGAAGGAGAAA